Molecule: messenger RNA, 1010 nt
Organism: Bubalus bubalis (water buffalo)
Lineage: Eukaryota; Metazoa; Chordata; Mammalia; Artiodactyla; Bovidae
Product: general transcription factor IIE subunit 2
Exons: 2
Coding region: 1-699 (232 amino acids)
Biological process (GO): transcription initiation at RNA polymerase II promoter
Cellular component (GO): transcription factor TFIIE complex
Source: RefSeq, a predicted model, not a curated record
AUGAGGACCUUGGGUGUAGACUUUAAAGAGGCCGUCAUUCUCAGGGCCCUGCAAAAUUCAGUUGUCUGCCAUAUCAUUAUUUUUUUCUGUCUGGCAUAUCUAAAUUCACUAAUUACUUUAGAAGAAAUUUUGGAUGAAACGCAACAUUUAGAUAUUGGACUCAAGCAGAAGCAAUGGCUAAUGAGUGAGGCACUAGUCAAUAAUCCCAAAAUUGAAGUAGUAGAUGGGAAGUAUGCCUUUAAGCCCAAGUACAACUUGAAAGAUAAGAAGGCUCUGCUUAGGCUCUUAGAUCAACAUGACCAGCGAGGCUUAGGAGGGAUUCUUCUAGAAGACAUCGAGGAAGGAUUGCCCAAUUCCCAGAAAGCUGUCAAGGCUUUAGGGGACCAGAUACUAUUUGUAAACCGUCCUGAUAAGAAGAAAAUUCUUUUCUUCAAUGAUAAGAGCUGUCAGUUUUCUGUGGAUGAAGAGUUUCAGAAACUGUGGAGGAGUGUCACCGUGGAUUCAAUGGACGAGGAGAAAAUUGAAGAGUAUCUGAAGCGACAGGGUAUUUCUUCCAUGCAGGACUCCGGACCAAAGAAAGUGGCCCCAAUUCAAAGAAGGAAAAAGCCUGCCUCACAGAAAAAGCGACGGUUUAAGACUCACAAUGAGCACUUGGCUGGGGUGCUGAAGGACUACUCUGAUAUUGCUCCUGGCAAGUAGUAAACAGUUUGGUCCGAGAGCAAAGAGUUUCAAAGUACAAGAUCUUCCGUGUUGACGCUGGCAUCUGCAGACUGAUCAUCUUCCUGUUCUCCUACCUAGGACCGAGGAGAGGAGCAGUUCAGUUUACAGAACUAGGGCAAAUUACCAAACUCGAAGCUUGUUUUCCUUAAUGGGCUACUGAGAAAUGUGAUGUCCCCUGUGAACCUCCUGUCACUUCUUGGGGGAACGGCGCUCAGCAUGGCGUGCAGGCAUCUUUGCUAUUUAUCGCUACUUCUCAGUGGCUCCUGGUUCCAUUUUCCCCUCUUUUAUUA